Molecule: messenger RNA, 847 nt
Organism: Limulus polyphemus (Atlantic horseshoe crab)
Lineage: Eukaryota; Metazoa; Arthropoda; Merostomata; Xiphosura; Limulidae
Exons: 5
Coding region: 44-658 (204 amino acids)
Source: RefSeq, a predicted model, not a curated record
UCAGAAGCUCUGCUUGUUUCGCCAAGUUUUAAAGAAUAAAAAAAUGGCUAUUGUUUAUAUUAUUUUUAUGUUUCUGGCAAUCACUUCACUGUCAGUUUGCCACCCAGCCGGAGAUGUCUUCCAGGGCUGUGACGACCAAGGGGAGGCCGAGAGGCUCAAAGAGUUAGUCCAGUGUAAGAAAAAGCAAUAUUCCGACUUUGAUAAAAUAGAAAGAUUACUGGGGUCUGCCGCUGUGUCCAGAGAUUUCUCCAUAGUUUGCAAUUCCAUGGAAAAAGAUUCUAAUUGCACAGAUGACUAUGCAACUUUGAAGUGCCUUCCAGAACAGCUGAAAUAUUCCUUUCAGUCUGCUGAUGAAGCUUUAAAGAAAGCAGUAAACUACAUGUGUGAGAACAACUAUGCUAACCUGGCAAAGUUUAUUGAUGGUGGUGCACCCAGCUGUUAUACCAAAGGCAAUGGAUCUAAUUUCGCAGACGGUUGUUUUGAAGACCUAAAUGCAGGAAGUAUGUUUGGUAACCAGCUGUUUUGUGCCAUAGCCGAUAGUCUUUCUAAAUGCCUGAAAAAUAAGCUGGGCAGAUGUACGCAGGACGUCCGAGAUGUCUUUGAAGGAUACAUUUUCAUUUACAAACAAGAACUCCGUUGUGAAGAGAAAGCAAAGUAACAUCUACCUGAUGUAGGAUUCGAUGUCGAAACCAACAGCUUUUACACCACGCAGUCAACUGACAUUAUAUUAGCACUUUUAUAAGAGCAUGAAGUUAUUUAGUUCCUAACGUAACAUGAUGAUAAAACUACAUAACACUUAUUGUAAUAUUGUAUAACUGUUAAUUCAGUUGGCUUCUUCAUUAACAAG